Messenger RNA from Asterias rubens (European starfish), 1608 nucleotides. RefSeq names its product mucin-2-like. Lineage: Eukaryota; Metazoa; Echinodermata; Asteroidea; Forcipulatida; Asteriidae. The record is from RefSeq and is a predicted model, not a curated record. The coding region runs from base 1 to 1476 and encodes 491 amino acids. The transcript is spliced from 5 exons.
AUGAGUUGUGGCUUUCGUAAAGUGGGAAUUAAAGCUCCUUUACUAGCAAACAAGUUGUCCUUUGCAAGAGCACAUUCGGCUUCAUCAGAUGAGGGCAUGGGUCUGUGUUAUCGCUGUCCGCUACAUCACCUUGAUGGCGACGAAGGCUCUUCAUACGCCUGGGUGAAGUCAUUCCUUCAAGAGAUCAAGAGAAGAUGUCCUGGUCUUAAGACUACACCGAAAGGCACGCAGAGAUCUACCUCUGGCCGGACCACCAGCUCCGAAACUACAGCCACUUACCCAAAGACAUCGACCACUAACCCGAUGACAUCGACCACUAACCCAAAGGCAUCGACCACUAACCCGAAGACAUCGACAACUAACCCACCAGCUUCGACCACUGACCUUAUAAGUACGGUGAGUGAACCGUCAACCACGAAAAACAACCCUUCACCUAAGACCACCGAACCACCAACCUCGACGGUCAGCAAAACGCCAACUACGACCACGGACCCGCCAACUACGAGCACUGAGCCACCAACUACGACCACCGACCCGCCAACCACCACCACUGACCCGCCAACUACGACCACAGACCCGCCAACUACCAACAAAGACCCGCCAACUACGACCACGGACCCGCCGACCACCACCACUGACCCACUAACCACCAACAAGGACCCGUCAACUACGACCACUGUCCAGCCAACUACGACCAUCGACCCGCCAACUACGACGGUUCCACCAACUACACCCACUGAACCUACUACGACGUCCACCAAUCCCGUAUACGUUGACUGCCAGGCCUGGCUGGACGCUGGUCACAACAAGAGUGGUGUAUACAAUAUCACCCCAUCUCAGUAUCCUGACGGCCUGGAGGUCUACUGUCACAUGAAUACGAACUCUGAAGAGGGAUGGAUAGUUUUCCAGAGACGCGUGGACGACACGGUGAGUUUCAUCCGCAGCUGGGCCGAGUAUAGGGAUGGUUUCGGUGACAAGGAAGGGUCGUUCUGGCUGGGGAACGAGAUCCUCCGUCGUCUCACUGAACCCGUAGACGAGGAAUGGCAGAUGAGAGUGAGGCUAGAUGUGGCUGGUUCGCCAAACCACCAGUCUGGGGCGUAUAAUGAUUUCCGUGUCGAUGGAGAGAACUACACUCUUCAUGUUGGGGAAUUUAGCACUCUGAGCUCCCCGUAUGAUUUGAGUGAUUGUCUGUCCCCUCCUCCCGGCGGUGAACCACCAUCCAACGGACAGCCCUUCACGACGCACGAUCAGGACAACGAUGCCGAACCCGAUCUGAACUGCGCCGAUGAGUUGAAGGGAGGUUGGUGGUUCAAUCGAUGCACACCGUCAGCCGACUCCUGGGGUGUCGGGCCGCACAGUAAUCUGAACGGCGAGUAUUCUCAGAUACCCCCAGUCGAUGAGUACGGACGCGGCAUCGUGUGGAACUUCAUCUACCAGCAAAUAACGCGCACUGAAAUGAAAAUGCGUCACGCAUGAAAAAUCUUAUUGUAUUCAAAAUUCACUGGUUACAAUCACGUCAAGAAAAUAUUGUUGAUUUAUAAUUUGCAGUGACUUAAAGCCAUUGUACACUUUCGGUAAACAGUAUUGUCCAAUGCCCACACUUCGUCA